AUGACUACAUUUGUCCCUGCUGGCAAUCACAAUACUAUCAAUCUCCUGCAACAAAAGCAGGUCUUCAUCACUGUAUCUGCCAUCAUACUGUGUGCACAAAUAUAUGUCAUGCAGGUCACUCAAGAAAAUCUAGCUGAUCUCAACACUGGAUCAAAGGAGAAGGCCCAGUGGAACGAUGCAGAGAUCAUUGCCCUCCUUGAUUAUCUUAUCACAAACAAAUCGAAGAUGGCAGCGACAUCCUUCAAGAUCGACACUUUUAACAAAGCGGCCACUGCUAUUGAGGCCCAGAACAUCAGGACACAGGGCAUUAUGAAGACUGGAGCACACUGUAGAAACAAGUAUACGUCGCUCAAGGCCGCAUUCAACCAGAUAAACAAAUACCGCAACAAAUCUGGGAUUCACUGGGAUCCUGAGAUUGGUGCCAACAUUCAAGGGCGUGCCGCUGAAGAUGCUUGGUCCGCUUAUCUUACCAACCCAGCCAAUGCAGGGAUGAAGCAAUUCAAAAACGGAUGGAGAUUUUACGCUAAGAUGGAACAACUUCUGUCAAGAGUCAGCGCUGCGCAUGGGGCAGCAGCAUAUAAUCCAUCAGCUGAUGCUGUUGCCACCACCACCACUGCUGACAUGGGCUUGGUGGCAGGUCCCUCUACUAGUAACACUCCGGGUGGGGUUGAGAUUGCCCAUGAGCCCAUCACUCCGAGUCCAGUAGUCAUAGGACCUCCUCUCACGUCAGCAUCCAGUUCAGGAAAGCGCUCCCACACGGACAUGUUAUUUGAUCGCUCUGCUCCCCUUUCUACCACCUCCACUAGCGUGUCGCAUGUGUCGAGCGCAUUGUCGGACAAGAAACUCAAGCUUUCAACCCAGGGCAGUGGCAAGUCGCGUGCGAGCUCCAGCAAGAGGGCCGUAAAGGAGGCCGCCAGCACCGCUGCUGUAAUGAAUCUCCAAGGCACCAUCAGCCGCCUCGCAGACACUCUUAACUUGGCAUUUGGGUCCACGGAUGAGAGUCGGCUGGCAGAUGACAGAUCACGUGCGUUGCAGGCAAUACAAGAGGAGGAGACUUUGACGGGUGAGAACAAGCUCGUUCUUGUGCAUGCAUUCAUGAGGAGUCCGGUGAUCUGCUCUACAUACAUCCAGAUCAUGGAAGUUGAUUUACGUGCGACCUUUUUGAGAAGCAUCAUCGAUCAGAUGAAACAAACUCUCAAUUUGUAG
Molecule: messenger RNA, 1206 nt
Organism: Suillus plorans
Lineage: Eukaryota; Fungi; Basidiomycota; Agaricomycetes; Boletales; Suillaceae
Exons: 3
Coding region: 1-1206 (401 amino acids)
Source: RefSeq, a predicted model, not a curated record